CGGUAAAGAACAUUCUUGAAAGCCAGCGUUGGCAGUUGAAUUGAGAAUUGAGAUAAGUGAGAGGAGACUAAAAUUUUUGCAUUCUCUUAAUACCUAUGCCUGCCAUACUAUUCUUCUAUCCUUCUCCUUCUUCGUCUUCUCUACUAAACUCUCCUUAUCUUUCUUAUAACUCCAGCUCCACCCCAUAUUCCCAUUCUUGCUUACUCAUAUCUUCAUCCUUCAACCCAAAACCUCACCACAAUUCUAAACACACCAAUUAUGCUUCACAUUCCACCUCACUCAACAGCACUCAACCAAACUCAAACUCAACCUCAGACUCCCAACUUCCAUUGGAGCCCAUUUCGCGCUCUGAUGCCGCCAGCUCCAUUAAAAUGCCCACAGCUCCUUGGAUGCAUGGUUCUCUCCUUGUUGAGCCCCACGAAGUCGUCAACCUCUCAAAACCCUCAAACGGAAAGAGGGCCAAGGCUGAAAAGUCCCGUGGCGAGCUCACAGAUAAGUUGGUUGGUCGUAGAGGGAAGAACGCGAUUAAGAAAAUAUCCAGGAAGAUUCAAAAGCUUGGGGAGAAAGUUGAUAUUGAAGAAACCCAGAGAGGUUCCGAGGAACUGGGGAUUGGGGAUUAUUUGACACGACUUGAUGAGGCAGGGGAUUCAAAAAUGCGUGGGAAAGUGCCAUGGGAGAGGGAUGAGAGUUUUGUCUUUAGGAGAAUGAAGAAAGACAAAAUUGUGACUGCUGCGGAGUUGAGCCUUGAAAAAGAGUUGCUUGAAAGGUUGAGGAGUGAGGCUUACAAGAUCAGGAAAUGGGUGAAGGUCAAGAAAGCUGGGGUGACUCAAGCUGUUGUGGAUGAUAUUAAGUUUACAUGGAAGAAAAAUGAACUUGCCAUGGUGAAAUUUGAUAUCCCUUUGUGCCGGAACAUGGAUAGAGCUCAUGAAAUUCUUGAGCUGAAGACAGGAGGAUUGGUUGUAUGGAGAAGAAAAGAUACUCUUGUUAUUUACAGGGGCAGCAAUUGUCAUUCGACUUCAGAAACCAUCCCAAAAAUGUAUCCUAGCUUUUCUGGUUAUCAUAAAACGUCAUCCACAGAUCAUGGUCUGCUGAAGAUGGGAAAAGGAAGCCCUUCUGUGGUCAACUCAAAUGAAAAUAUCUUAAAUGGAAAGUUGAGCUUUAAAAGUGUUAAAGUGGAGUCUGCACAUGCUUUCAUUUUCGAAAAUGAUAUCAAAUUCCAACCCAAUGGUUCAUUGUACGAGAGGGAAACAGAUAGAUUAUUGGAUGGCUUAGGGCCUCGCUUUGUUGAUUGGUGGAUGCACAAGCCUUUGCCAGUAGAUGCAGACUUACUUCCCGAAGUGGUUCCUGGGUUUAGGCCUCCAUUUAGACGUUGUCCACCAAAAACUAGAUCAAAACUGACAGAUGAUGAACUGACAUACUUGAGGAAGCUUGCUAAAUCCUUACCUACUCAUUUCGUCCUUGGCAGGAAUAGAAAGCUUCAAGGCCUGGCUGCUGCCAUCUUAAAAUUAUGGGAGAAAUGUCAUAUAGCAAAGAUUGCCGUGAAGUUGGGAGUUCCAAAUACAGACAAUAAGCAGAUGGCGAAUGAACUCAAGUGUCUUACAGGGGGAGAUCUUUUGCUACGCAAUAAAUUUAUUAUAAUAAUUUACAGGGGAAAGGACUUCCUACCUUGCCAAAUUGCAGAUUUAAUAUCGAAAAGAGAAGUGGAGCUUGAAAGGUGCCAACUCCAUGAAGAACAUGCACGACUGGAAGUAAUUGAGAAAUUUUGUGUAGCUGAUGAACCACAGGGAAACACACAGUCAGCUGGAACUCUAUCAGAGUUCCAUGAUAUUCAAUUAGAGUAUGGAGACUCAGAAGAAGAAAACAGAAUGGUCAAACUUCCAUUGCAAGCUGAAAAAGAAAGAAUAAGGAGGGAAAUUAGAAAGCAAGAACGCAAGCUUUUUAUUCUUAACAGCAAGAUAGAGAAGUCAACAAAGGACCUAUUGAAGUUGAAUGCUGCAUGGAAACCUUCUGAGAAGGAUGCUGACCAGGAAAUGCUGACUGAUGAAGAGAGGGAAUGUUUUCGGAUGAUAGGAAUGAAGAUGCACAGUGUACUUGUGCUUGGUAGGCGUGGGAUCUUUGAUGGUGUAAUGGAAGGUCUGCAUCAGCAUUGGAAACACAGGGAAGUUGCUAAAGUAAUUACGAUGCAGAGAUUGUUUCAUCAGGUCAUGUACACAGCAAAGUUUCUUGAAGUAGAAAGUGGUGGGAUUCUGAUUUCAGUGGAGAAGCUUAAAGAAGGCUUUGCUGUUAUUAUUUACCGUGGAAAAAAUUAUCAACGCCCUUUAAAACUGAUAUCUGGGAAUCUUCUGACAAAAAGAAAAGCACUCCGUAGAUCUCUCGAGAUGCAGAGAAUCGGAUCACUCAAGUUUUUUGCAUACCAAAGAAAACGGGCAAUCUCAGAUUUGAAACUGAAACUGGAAACUCUGUACGAUAUCCUGAAAGCUGAAUGAACAGAACAUGAUUCCUCUUUGAUAUUCUGCUUAUUUUAUGAUUUGGAUGCAAUCAGACUGAAAUUUCCUCUGUCAGUCACCAACUAACCCACUUGGUCUUCUUCUGAUGAUGCUCGGAAUCCAUACUUCCUUACUCACAGUGAUCAUCCUGGUGCGAAUUUGGUUCCCAAGAUUCUUAAUGGAGGUGAAAACUAUAGUUCUUGGAAGUGUUCUAUGACUGUUGCUCUUCUUGCCUGAAACAAGUUGAAGUUUAUCAAUGGAUCUUUCUCAUGUCACUAAACAUCCUAUCUCCCAGGUUCUUGAUUAUUCUAGAUUAUCUCCAACUUUUAAAGCAACUAUUCUUGCUAUCUCUAGUCACAGUGAACCUGAAUAUUUUCAUCAAGCAAUUGGGAUACCUGAAUGGGAAUUGACUAUGGGUGAGGAGCUUGCUGCUCUUGAGAGGAAUCAGACUUGGACAAUUGUUAGUCUUCCUCCUAAUAAACAUGUUAUUGGUUGCAAGUGGGUCUACAUGAUAAAACACCAUGCGGAUGGUUUUAUAGAACGUUAUAAAGCCAGAUUGGUUGCCAAGGGGUACACUCAACAAGAAGGUAUUGAUUAUAAUGAUACUUUCGCUCCCGUUGCUAAGCUUGUUACUGUCAAGCUUAUUCUCUCCCUUGCUGCCAUUAAAGGUUGGUUUCUUCACCAAUUGGAUGUUAAUAAUGCUUUUCUGCAUGGUGAGCUCCAUGAAGAAGUGUUUAUGACUACCUCAAGGGUAUAGUCCUAAGGGGGAGUUGCCACCUAAUUCCGUUUGCAAGUUACAAAAAUCUCCAUAUGGUUUAAAGCAAGCCUCUUGGCGGUGGUUUGAGAAAUUUUCUACAGCUUUGAUUCAAGAGGGUUUUAUACAUUCAGCUACUGAUCAUUCAUUGUUCAUCAAACAUACUAAUGGAAGCUUUAUUGCUCUCUUAGUGUAUGUAGAUGAUGUGAUCAUAGCUAGCAACAAUCUAGCUGAAGUGGAGGUAUUAAAGGCAAGAUUAAAUGCUGGAUUCAAGCUGAAAGAUCUUGGUAACUUACGGUAUUUUCUUCGUUUAGAAGUUGCUAGAUCUGAAAAAGGGAUUUUUUUUAUCUCAUAGGCCAUAUGCAUUACAGAUAUUGGAGGAUUUUGGUUAUUUGGGCUGCAAACCUAUUAAUACUCCCAUGGAACCGAACUUGAAAUUAAGUCAAGAAUCUGGUGAGUUUCUUGAUAACCCUCAGCUGUAUAGAAAGAUAAUUGGGAAGUUGCAGUAUUUGACAAUGACCAGACCCGAUUUGUCUUACUCUAUAAACAAAUUGAGCCAAUUCCUUGCUACACCUCGGAUUCCUCAUAUGCAAGUAGCUCAACGAUUGCUUCAGUAUGUUAAAGAGUGUCAUGGUUUGGGACUUUUAUUUCCAGUAAGUUCAGAGGAUAAGCUAAAGGCUUCUACGGAUUGACUGGGCAGCUUGUCAAGACACUAGAUGGUCUACUACAAGUUUUUGUGUAUUUCUUGGACACUCAUUGAUAUCCUGGAAAAGUAAAAAGCAGCAAACAAUUUCACGAUCUUCAGCUGAAGCCGAGUACAGAGCAAUGGCAAAUGCCACUUGUGAGGUUGUUUGGUUAAUUUCUGUAUUGAAGGAAUUAAAACAAGUUCAUGAAGAACCGGUAGAAUUAUAUUGUGACAACCAACCUGAAUUACACAUAGCUGCCAAUCCUGUUUUUCAUGAGAGAACCAAGCAUAUAGAAAUAGAUUGCCAUCUUGUGAGAGAAAAGAUACAAUCUGGCAUAAUCAAAACCUCACAUGUAUCAUCUCAGGAACAAAUUGCUGAUGUGCUAACUAAAGCUUUGUUUCCAAAACAGUUCAAAGUUCUCAAAGACAAGAUGGGAUUACAAAGCAUUUAUAAUCCAUCUUGAGGGGAGUUUCAGACUUAGACAUUGUUUUGUUUUAGUUUGCUUAGCUGAGUUGUAGUCUGUUAUUUCUGUUUAGAGUUAGUUGGUUUUCCUUUACCUGAAAUAAGCUUGUUCAUGCUGAUUAGCACUAUAUAUAGUGCUCUGUAUCAUCUUUUUCAGACAAAAUGAAAAUAGUAUUUCUUUCUUCUUCAUUUUCUGUUUACUAAAAUAAUCAUGUAACUUACAUCUCAGUUAAUCAAGGAAAAUAUUAAUCUUUCUAAUUCUUGAUUCCCUCUGUUUGUAAGUUUUGAGAUUUUCCCGCUGUCCUUGUAGCAUCCUUGUUAAAGAUUCCUAUAAGCAUCAUGUCAUGGAUGCUUAUCUGAAAAUUUAACCAGUCUGGAUUAGUCCAUUAUUUAUGCAAGUUUAUCUUUUACAACCUUGUUUACUCCCCUUGCCUUUGUUGGUGGGUUGUUCUUGUUGGCACACACUGCCCUUUUUCCGGCCUCUAUGCUGUGUUUGUUUGGUCACUUUAUUGUCUUUUCUUGUUUCGUAUAUUUUUCCUUGGGUUGCUGCCUUGUCCUUUUCAUCAAGUAUGAAGUUGCUGAAUCAACCCAUGCUCCCUCACAUGCAAAUCUCGGUUGUCUACCCAUUCCAAGAUUCUUCUCUCCAAAUUGCUACAUGCAUGGUGAAUGAAAGAAAUGAUAGACCUCCUGUAAAGUUUACUUAUGUUACGAGAAUGAGAUUUGUGCAGAGAUAUGUGUAAUAGGGGUUAGCGGGAAAGUGAGAUUUUUUGGCUAGGAGUGUGACAUUGGAAAAUGAUAGGAAUAAGGGCCCACCAAUUAGGUUUACUUAUUCUAGGAGAAAUAAAAGAAAUUAACUACUAAAUAAUGUAUAUUAGUGGCUUACUGUAUAGCCAAUAGGAAUAAAAGAUUUUUCCAGCAAGGACUAAGGGGAACGCUAUAUAUAUUACUUAGAUCAGGGGGGUAGAGAGAUUCAGAUUGUAAUUUGAUAGAGCUUAGCUCUUGGGGAGAGUUCCAGGCCUCUCGAAUGCCUUGGGUGUGGGUGUAUUUUUUUUGAUUUGUGGAAUAAAGCUGAGUAAUUGUUUCCAACGAUUGUUUUAGUCUAACAGAAAAUUGGAUAGAUAGUUAGAAUAUUCUCUAGCAAAGAUAUUUGAGGAGAGUAGGGUGAGGCUACUGGGGGCCUUUGGACUAUUCUAGAAUGCAGGUUCUAUCAAUUGGUAUCAGAGUAUUUGCUCUCAUGUCAAAUACUAGAUUGGAGUCUAGGAUGAAUUCUGUUGAGAAGGUAGUGAAGAAGAUAGGAGAGAUGUUCUUAUGCAUUGAUGUCAUGGGGCGCCUGGAUUUUCCAUAACUCUCAUCAAAGCAGCUAAGAUUUCCAGUGAUCAAGAAAUUUUGAAAACAGCUACAGAUGCCUCAGAGGUAGUGUGAAACCAUGGGUUGCUGAAACGAGUUGGUAUUUGCCAUGGUGUGGUGGUAAUGCUUAUGUAUUCCUCUCACUCUACCAACUGACUAGUGAUGUAGAAUUCCUGUUCAGGCCAAAGCAUUUGCUUGUUUUUCACUGGAUAGAGCUCUCAAGCUUAUAUCACAGGCUGAGAUGCACGGAGGUGAUAGUCACUACUCUUUGGUUGAGGGGAUUGUAGACGUGGCUUAUCUGUUAUCAGACGGUUGAACCUCCUGAGGUGAAAUUUCCUACUAACGACUAAGGAAAGUCCUUAUCAUGUAGUUAAAGGAAAGUUGUACAUAAAACUUAUCCAAGCCACAAUCCUUUGAGUUUGUACGUGAAUCUUGUUGUAUUGAAAUUUUAUCAACGAUAAUAUUAUAUAGAAUUAGUAAAA
Molecule: messenger RNA, 6217 nt
Organism: Humulus lupulus (European hop)
Lineage: Eukaryota; Viridiplantae; Streptophyta; Magnoliopsida; Rosales; Cannabaceae
Product: chloroplastic group IIA intron splicing facilitator CRS1, chloroplastic
Exons: 12
Coding region: 96-2486 (796 amino acids)
Biological process (GO): RNA splicing, via transesterification reactions
Molecular function (GO): mRNA binding
Source: RefSeq, a predicted model, not a curated record